Messenger RNA from Hyalella azteca, 1509 nucleotides. Its product is annotated as sodium-coupled monocarboxylate transporter 1-like. The transcript has 11 exons. The coding region runs from base 40 to 1509 and encodes 489 amino acids. Gene Ontology annotation, molecular function: symporter activity. Gene Ontology annotation, cellular component: membrane. Gene Ontology annotation, biological process: transmembrane transport; sodium ion transport. Lineage: Eukaryota; Metazoa; Arthropoda; Malacostraca; Amphipoda; Hyalellidae. The record is from RefSeq and is a predicted model, not a curated record.
GUCGCCGAGGCCUACGGUCACGGUCUGCAGCUUUACUGGAUGGUCCCUGGCAUCGUGGUGGCCAUGUUGGGCACAACGUUCGUUGUCCUGCCGGUCUUUUACCCUCUGCGCAUGCGCAGCAUAAAUGAGUACGUGGAGCGACGGUUCAGGAGCAGGGCGCUGAAGCGCGCCGUGCUGCUGGCGUCGGUGGUCAAGGAUCUGCUGUACCUCGGCAUCUGCCUCUACGCCCCAACCCUCGCCAUGUCCGCCGUCACUCCCGUCUCCUCAGACACUUACGUCAUCGUCAUCGGUCUCAUCGUCACCUUCUACUCUGCUUUUGGCGGGAUGAAGGCGGUGGUGUGGACGGACGUGUUCCAGGCGACCAUCAUCCUGGUGGGUGUGGUCAUGACCACCGUGGGUUCCCUGCACUCGGCGGGGGGGCUGGGUAGUGUCUGGCGCGUGGCUGGGGAGCACGGCAGGCUCGACGUCUUCAACUUCAAUUUUGGUCUUUAUGAGCGUCACACGGCCGUGAACACCUUCAUCAUGGGGGUUGUCAACUUCGGCUACGGCUUCUCUUUCUCCCAAGCCACACUGCAGCGCAUCGCCACGCAGACCUCCGUCGGCAAUACCAGAGCGGUGAUGCUGACGAGCACCGUUGGUUUGUGGGCAAUACUAACAAUUUUGUUCUUGGGGGGCAUUGGCAUCUACGCUGCGUACUACGGAUGUGACCCUCUGGCCCUAGGCCUGAUCACCCGCGCCGACCAGAUCGUGCCGUACUACGUCAUGCAGCGGCUGGGGUACAUGACGGGUGUGCCGGGGCUCUUCGUAGCAUGCCUCUUCAGCGGCACUCUCAGCUCCAUCUCAUCAGUGCUGAACUCGGUGCCCACGAUGCUGUGGGUGGACUUCCUAUCUGACUUACAAUUCUUCCAGAAGGCGUCUGAAAAUUUCAAGACAGUGUUCAACAAACUGCUCAGUUUAAAAGCUAUGGAGCGCGUUUCCUGGAGACAGUCAUUUUGUCAUGUCCUCAACGUACCGAUCAAAAAAUUUCCAAAUCUGUCCAUCAGCAGCCUCGUGGCGGGACCCAUCGCCGGAGUCUUCGUCCUGGGGCUCGCGGUGCCGGCCUGUGGCAAAACUGGAGCCAUAACGGGCUUCGUGGUCUCUGCGGUUUUCAUGUUUUGGCUGGGCAUCGGCGGGCAAAUCUACGGCAGCAGCGCGCCACUCUUGGCGCUCGAUAAGCACUUGUGCUCGGAGGGCCUCAACGUCACCGCUGCAACAUCUUCCCUCAAUGUGACCAGUGGACCAUUACAAACCAGCAGCCUGCACCCGCUCUACAACAUCUCCUACACGCUGUAUUCCCCCGUGGGGCUUCUUCUCUGCCUCCUCGUCGGCGUGGUCGUCACCUACGCCGUCGGCUGUCGGACCACGGAAAAAGUCGACCCUCAGCACAUUCUGCACUGCCUCAGGCCCAGAGCUGAACGCAGAAGCGAGACACUUCGUCUCAAGAAAGUACAAAAUUUGCCCGAACAAUAA